GGGCAUCACGGACGAAGUGGCUCGUGCCGGCAGGAUCGGCAUGAAUAAAGGCCUCGUCCAUUUGAUCGAGCGCCUCCAAGAGGCUUGUCUGGCUUCCUUCAAGAAAGAGAUGCCACCGUGCCAAGAUUGGACGUCGAUACAACCAUACCAGUUGAUUUUGCGAGUAUUUGCCAGCAUGUCGGCCUGCGUAGUCGUCGGUCCUGAGCUGGGUGGUCUCGACUCGGAAUGGCAGACGCUGUCCAUGAGCUACGUUGCGGCGGCCCUGAGCGCUCCGGGGCAAGUGAAGCAGACGUACCCGCCUUGGCUCUACUGGCUAUCUCAGUACAUUCAUCCCGGAAUUCGCAGCAUGUGGAGGUAUCGCCGGCGCGCCGGGGAGCUCCUGGCUCCCGUGCUCGGAACCCGCAGGGCUGCGGUGGAGAGGGAGUUGAAGGAGGGCAGAAGAAAGACAGGUGGGCCGCGCGAAUACGAGGACUGCGUGCAGUGGCUGCUUGAUGCACACUCGUCCUACGGCAAGACACUCACGCCGGACCAGCUGGUCCAAGACCUCUUCGUCAUCAUGACCGCGUCCAUCCACACCACUUCGGGCACCGCGCUCUGCAUCCUCUUUGACUUGAUCGACCACCCAGAAGCCGUUGACGAGAUCCGGGAGGAGAUUGUGCGGGUGCAGGCAGCGCAUCCCGUGUGGACCCGCCAGGCGCUGGGCGAGCUGCGCGUCUUAGACAGCUUCAUGAGAGAAAGCUCACGAAUGCAUGCACUAACUCAAUACACUGCCGUGCAGCGAGUAAUCACGACAGGGCCAUGGGUAUUCAAGGACGGGCUCGUAAUCCCCACAGACCACGAAGUGGCCUUCCCCAGCUACCACCACAACAUGGACCCCGACAUGCACCCGGAUGCUGGCAAGUUCGACGCCCACCGCCACCUGCGCAAGCGUACCGGGCCCGACGUCCACAAGUUCCACUUCGCAUCGGUCGGCGAGGAUUUGAUUGGCUUCGGAGCCGGCCGGCACGCCUGCCCGGGCCGGUUCUUCGCGCAGGAGACGAUAAAACUCAUGUUCGUCCACCUGCUGAUGGGCUACGACUUUCAGCACACUGACGAGGGCCUCAAGGGCCCGCUCUACCUGCCAAAUAAUUUGUUCAUCGUGCCCAACCCGGCUUUACCUGUUCUGGUCAAGGCGAGAGCGAGAGAGGUUACGGUGGUAUGACAGG
Messenger RNA from Canariomyces notabilis, 1205 nucleotides. RefSeq names its product cytochrome P450. Lineage: Eukaryota; Fungi; Ascomycota; Sordariomycetes; Sordariales; Chaetomiaceae. Bases 176 to 1201 code for a protein of 341 amino acids. The transcript is spliced from 4 exons. Gene Ontology annotation, molecular function: oxidoreductase activity, acting on paired donors, with incorporation or reduction of molecular oxygen; iron ion binding; heme binding. The record is from RefSeq and is a predicted model, not a curated record.